CGCUAUCUUUCAGGUCCAUUCAAGAUCAAUGGAGUACCGAUCCGUCGUGUCAACCAGACCUAUGUCAUUGCUACAUCAACCAAGGUUGACAUCUCUGGUGUUGAUGUCUCGAAGUUUGAUGACAAGUACUUUGCCAGGGAGAAAAAGCAGAAGGUGAAGAAGAUCGAGGGUGAGCUUUUUGAGACAGAGAAGGAGGCGUCCAAGUCGCUGCCUGAUUUCAAAAAGGAUGACCAGAAGGCCGUGGAUGCUGCUCUGAUCAAGGCUAUUGAGGCUGUCCCAGAGCUGAAGGCCUAUCUUGUCGCUCGGUUCUCCCUUAGGGAUGGUGACAAGCCCCACGAGAUGGUCUUCUAAUCCGAGUUUUGGAGUUCGGAGGAAGCCGUUUUGGCUGUGCUCUCUUGACAAGCCCCAC
This is a messenger RNA of Zea mays, 409 nucleotides long. RefSeq names its product 60S ribosomal protein L6-3-like. Gene Ontology annotation, cellular component: ribosome; cytosolic large ribosomal subunit. The annotation marks the transcript as partial. The transcript has 2 exons. The record is from RefSeq and is a predicted model, not a curated record. Gene Ontology annotation, biological process: ribosomal large subunit assembly; cytoplasmic translation. Gene Ontology annotation, molecular function: RNA binding; structural constituent of ribosome. NCBI's taxonomy places the organism in Eukaryota, Viridiplantae, Streptophyta, Magnoliopsida, Poales, Poaceae.